Molecule: messenger RNA, 2392 nt
Organism: Malania oleifera
Lineage: Eukaryota; Viridiplantae; Streptophyta; Magnoliopsida; Santalales; Ximeniaceae
Product: disease resistance RPP13-like protein 4
Exons: 2
Coding region: 161-2020 (619 amino acids)
Biological process (GO): defense response to other organism
Molecular function (GO): protein binding
Source: RefSeq, a predicted model, not a curated record
AAAAAGAAAAGAGAAGUUCAUCAUUGUAUUUAAAUAUUUUCGAUUAAAACGAUAUUAUUUGGGAAAAAUGAAGCUUAAGCAUUCUUAAUUCGUACGUCUUCUUCAAUUUCGAUCUCUUCUACUCUCUACGUUCCUCUUUCGGUCUCCAUCCAUCUUCACUAUGCUUUUCCGGCGAAAACCCGAGGACGUGGUGCCGGUUUUGCUUCGCCGCCUUGGCGAAGCAAAGAAGCGCGCUGUCGAUCCCCGCCGCGAACAGACGGGCGAGCAGGUCUCCGUGGCGCCCUUGUUCGAAAAAAUCGAAGCCGAGCUUCAGGGGAUGAAGGAAUGGUUCCCCGCUUUCAAGCAUUGGGAAACCACUCUCAUGGUGAAGUUCACCGACUUGGAACGCGAUAUCGAUGACGAAAUAUUUGACGACCGCGCCCAGAUGGACGAGAUCGAGGCAAAGCUCGAUUCUAUCGACAAGAAACUUGGAUUGAUAAAGGAAAAUAUUGCCUUAAUUCAUCUGCCUCAGAUCGAUGACAAGCGCGGAGAGUCACGGCAGGAAGUUUCUUCACAAGCUCUGGCUAGGAAGGUGUCGGAAGAUUUGCAGCGCCUGAGUGUGGAGGAGCAAAUCCUCAAUUCCCCAGGGAUGGCAGAUCUUCAGGUGAGUUACGACAUUCUUGAUCUUCAAUUGAAGCUCUGCCUUCUCUGUUUAUCGAUUUUCCCUGAAAAUUCCCAAAUAAAGAAGAAACCCUUGAUUUUCUUCUGGAUUGGAGAGAGUUUGAUCACCAGAACUAAAAAUAAGACCGCCGAGGAAGUGGGAGAAAUUAUUUUUGAGAAGCUUGUAAAAAAGGGUUUGAUUCAACCAGUCCCGAAGAGUCCCCGAAGUCCCGUCGUGGAUAGCUGCAAGAUUCAUCCGUGGAUUCGUCGAAUGCUUAUUUCUGUGGCUACACAAUCUGGUUUCUUUGAUUUCAAUUCGUCGGGGGAACUCAGUUAUGCCUUCUCUAAAUCUCGCCGCGCGUGUUUGGUUUCCGGAAAACAAGAAGAACUUUCCAGCGAUAGUAAUAACUCGAAGGAGGAGGAAUUGUUAACCCUGUUCAACGUAAACCAGCAAUAUAUCCGUUUCAAUGCAGAUUCGUUUGCGAGGUUGAAGAAGGCGGUGGUUCUUCAACUUGGUAGGUGGCAGAAUUCUGCAACACACCAUAUUGAAGUAGAAAAUUCCGACUUUUUGGACAAAUUGAGGGACCAGAAGCACUUGAGGUACCUGAGUCUUCAAGGAGUUUCUAGGGUAACCACAUUACCCUCAUCAAUCACUGAGUUAAUAAAUCUUGAAAUCCUUGACCUCAAGGCAUGCCACAGUCUAGAAAAAUUACCUCAUGAUAUCUCGCGGCUGAGGAAGCUCACGCAUUUGGACAUAUCAGAGUGUUACCUGCUGGAAGGCAUUCCAAAGGGAAUCGAUAAACUUCAUUCCUUACAGGUGUUGAAGGGUUUGGUGAUCGAAAGCUCGAGGCGAACCAGCAAGCUCGGUGAUCUGGCUCAACUGAAGAAACUCAGAAAGCUAAGUCUCCGGUUCAGGAGCAGUGGAGUAAAUGAUGAACGGGAGCUUGAAAGGUUGAAGGACAUGGUGAGUCUUCAUAUACUCACAAUAUCAUGGGGCAAAGUAGUGUCUUUACCCAUGAAAUGGGAAGGUCCAAAGUUAAGUAAGGCGUCAACCUUCCCGUCAAUUAGUACAAAGUCCAUCACAUUUCCUCCCAAGUUGGAGAAGCUGGAUCUGCGGUGCUUCCCUCAUCAAAGGAUGCCAGACUGGUUGAGACCUAGUGGUGGACUUGAGAAGUUAAACAAGCUAUAUAUAAGGGGAGGUGAUCUUGAAGACUUGGGUUGGAAGGAGGGUACCAAGUGGAAUGUUAAGAUUUUACGUUUGAAGUAUCUGAAGAAGUUGAAUGUAGAUGUUCCACGCCUGCGGGAAAAUUUUCCAGAGCUGAUUUACUUGGAGAAAAUUCAAUGUUUCCCCGGAUCUCAAGAUUAUGUGGAUGCAUUAUAGUAAACUGGCAGCUCAGAAACAAGCACAAACAAGCCUUGAUCAAACAGGUGUCUUGUUCUCUCUUCUUCUUCUUCUUCUUCUUCUGUGACGUCUAAGCUCCUUGUGCAUCCCAGGGCUUGUUCAGAGAUUUCACAAUACGGAUGCUAGCUUGAAACAAACUUGGCAGAGAAGAGUCAUUAUUAAUCUAAAAGUCAAUCAGAGAAGCUUCAAUAACAAACUCUCUCCAAUAAGCGAUCAGGUUCAAAAUCAACUUACCAACAAAGUUAUCAAGGACUAGCCCCAAACAAAUUUUACAUUGUGAAUGUAAGAAGCAAUGAAUAGUUGUUGUAUUGCUACUAUAUUUUAUUCACAAUGACAGAGCCUUUAUAUAUA